Molecule: messenger RNA, 225 nt
Organism: Ilex paraguariensis (yerba mate)
Lineage: Eukaryota; Viridiplantae; Streptophyta; Magnoliopsida; Aquifoliales; Aquifoliaceae
Source: the annotation of a GenBank genome assembly
AGAGAAGAGGGAGGCGAUGGGCGCUGGGGUGGAGGUGAAGACCCUGUUGGACGUUGUUACUGUCCAUGCGUGGGGGUUGUUCGAUAUGGACCUAGGUUCCACUGUUUGGGCAAUGACGAGGAGGACCUGCUAGCUGGGCACGUAGAAAGGGCUGUUGUGCUAGCUGGGCGUAUUGGAGGGGCUGCUACGCUAGUUGACCACUGGAGGGGCUACUAUGCUAGCUAG